This is a messenger RNA of Camelina sativa (false flax), 1049 nucleotides long. RefSeq names its product protein RKD3-like. NCBI's taxonomy places the organism in Eukaryota, Viridiplantae, Streptophyta, Magnoliopsida, Brassicales, Brassicaceae. The record is from RefSeq and is a predicted model, not a curated record. Gene Ontology annotation, molecular function: DNA-binding transcription factor activity.
UUAAAAAAUCUAUCUAUCCCCUUUCAAUCGAUAUGGCUGAUCAAAAACCUCUUAUGAUCUGGUCAGAUGCCAACAACUACUAUGAAUCAUUCAUCCAAGAAGACAUAUUCUCGUUUCUCGAUCAAUCACUUUUCAUCGACCAAAAUUUUUGCAGCUCUUUCAUUAACCCUUUUAAGGAUUUCCAAACUCAAAGUUGGUUUUGUUUCCAAGAUAGCAUUGUUAAUCCUUACUAUACUACCUUUGCGGCUGAUGAUACGUUUCUGGCUUCCCUUGGUCUUGAAGCCAUCUCUAGUACUUUCUCUCUAGAUGUAUUGAGCGGAUGGUGGAAUGAGAAUAAUGGUAACUGCAACGAUCAGGUCGAACCAAUUUCAAGAAAUACUAAUAGCAUGGGAGAUCCAAAUUCGGAGAAAAUAUGUUAUGAAAAUGAUAACACAAAGACACUAAAAGAGACAAGAAGCCAGAAGAGGAUAAUAGUGAAGAGGCGAUAUAGAGAAGAUAUGGUCAGUAGUAGAUUGUCAAGGGAAAUGAUGAAGCAGUACUUCUACAUGCCGAUAGCUAAAGCAGCCAAGGAGCUUAAUAUUGGAAUAACUCUCCUGAAGAAAAAAUGUCGUGAGUUAGGUAUUCCUCGAUGGCCUCACCGUAAGCUCUCAAGCCUUAAUACUCUAAUUACUAACCUCAAGGACUCAUUACGGAAUACGGAGGAAACGAACAAGAGUAAGCUGAGGAACGCUUUGGAGCUUUUGGAGAUGGAAAAGAAGAUGAUUGAGGAGGUUCCUGAUUUGACAUUUGGGGAAAAGACUAAGAGGCUGAGGCAGGCUUGCUUCAAGGCUAAUUACAAACGGAGACGGGUCUUCUCGUCUUCUUCAUAAGAGCAAGAGCUCGUCUCUACUCUCUAGUGUGUUGUGAUCUAACCUUCAGUGACUUAAGUUUAGGUUGUUACUACUACUACUGUUUGUGUUGUGUAAGACGAAGAAGAGUGAUGGAGUUAUACGUAUCACACUAGUCUCUUUUGAUGCUAGAUUAAUUCUCGAUGAAAACUUGGUUUUUGG